UGUCCAGUUGUCGACAGCAGUAGGGCGGUACUAAGCGAGAUUCUUUGAGAAAGAAGUCGAUCCUUUUCUAGUUUUUUUUUUAUUUUUUUAAAGUUAUUUCUGAAUCUGUUUACGACCUAUCUUAAGUUAUGGCUUCUUCGGAUGUUGCACGGCAGCCGGAUAAAGGAGUCCGGUCCUUGUCUCUUGCUGGCCAUGUGGGCUUUGACAGCCUUCCGGACCAGCUUGUCAACAAGUCCAUCUGCCAGGGCUUCUGCUUUAAUAUUCUCUGCAUCGGUGAGACGGGUAUAGGCAAGUCUACACUGAUGGACACGCUAUUUAAUACCAACUUUGAGAACUUUGAGUCAUCCCACUUUGAACCUCAGGUGAAGCUCCGGGCUCAAACGUAUGACCUGCAGGAGAGUAACGUUAGACUACGUCUCACUGUGGUCAACACAGUUGGCUUUGGAGACCAGAUGAAUAAACAAGAGAGCUACCAGCCUGUGGUGGACUACAUUGACAGGCAAUUUGAGAGUUAUCUCCAGGAGGAGCUAAAAAUCAAGCGUUCUCUUCACAACUACCAUGACUCACGAGUCCAUGCCUGCCUUUACUUCAUUUCCCCCUCAGGCCAUUCACUCAAAUCCCUUGAUCUGGUCACGAUGAAGAAACUAGACAGCAAGGUGAAUAUCAUCCCAGUGAUUGCCAAAGCCGACACCAUCAGCAAGAGUGAACUGCACAAGUUUAAGAUCAAGAUCAUGAGUGAGCUGGUCAGCAAUGGUGUCCAGAUAUACCAGUUCCCACUGGAUGAUGAGACUGUGGCCAAAGUCAACACUACAAUGAAUGGUCAUUUGCCAUUUGCUGUAGUAGGCAGCACAGAGGAAGUUGCUGUUGGAAACAAGAUGGUGAAAGCUCGCCAGUAUCCAUGGGGUGUAGUGCAAGUGGAAAAUGAGAAUCAUUGCGACUUUGUUAAGCUGAGGGAGAUGCUCAUAUGCGUAAAUAUGGAAGACCUGAGAGAGCAGACACACACUCGGCACUACGAGCUCUACAGACGCUGCAAGCUUGAAGAGCUUGGUUUCAAAGACACAGACUCAGAGUGCAAACCUGUCAGUUUGCAGCAGACGUAUGAGGCAAAGCGUCAGGAGUUUCUGGUGGAGCUGCAGAAAAGGGAGGAUGAAAUGAGGCAAAUGUUUGUGCAGAGGGUAAAGGAGAAGGAAGCGGAACUAAAGGACGCUGAAAGAGAGCUCCAGGGUCGUUUUGAGCAGCUCAAGCGCCUCCAUGCUGAAGAGAAAGCUGCUUUGGAGGAGAAGAAGCGGCUUCUUGAUGAAGACCAAAGCUCCUUCGGCAAAAGAAAAGCUGCUGCCCAACUCCUGCAGGCCCAGAGCCUCACUGCCAAUGGCAAGAAGGACAAAGACCGGAAGAAUUCUGGUUUCAUGUGAAGAUUCUCAGUUGUGACCAGCAAAACCAGUGACGUUAUACCCCACACCCUUUCCACACCCCUGUGGCCAGUUGUAACGCUAACAGUAAAACAAAAAACAAAAAAAAAACACAUAAAUCAGUUCAACAAAGUGCAAAAUUUACUUUAAAAUGAAUCAUAUAUUUAAUUUUUUAUCUUUCUAGCAGUGAAGUGGUUCCUGUGAGGUACAAUUAACUUUCAGCUUUCCAACACCAUAUGUAAUACUCCGUGACCAUUUUUGAAGGUUUGUCUAGUGUUUCUGUCAUUAACAGUUGUCAGAAGUGUGUCACAGAAUAUUACAUUUCCCUCUUUCUUUCCAGUUUUUUAUAUUCUCUUUGUUUGGCACACCACCUUGAUACUCUAAAUCUUUAAUCUGAACAUACUAGCAUUAACUAAGAAAAAAAAACCCAAAAAACACUGUUAGGAACCUCACACGUUCUCUUGCGGUUGUUCCAAAGGGAACAAAUUGGUUCAGAGCGUUUCACUUCUCUGCCGAGGUUUACAGUUAAAUGGUUUUCUGAGGAGGGUGAGACAGAGGCUUGGUUUGGGAUUAGGUACAUGUUACUGUGUAUUUUUAUACAUAUAUAUUUUGUUUUACUUGCUCUCUUAUUUUCAUUUUAUUUUAUUUUUUUUUUAUAUAUUGACACAAACCGUUGACGCUUGCAGUCCUGUCUGUCUGAGAAGAGCUGACUCACGGGGAAAAAAUGCAUCACAUCAAGUCGCUGUUUAAGGGAGAAUUGUAUUUCUCUGAAGACUGUAUUCUACAUAUUUCUGUUCAUCGCUUUUUUGGACUUUUUAACUGUGUGAAACCCUUUCUCAGCAAUACUCCGGAGUAAACCGCAACACUGCUGCUGGUUUUAAUGAUUUAAAAAAAAAAAAAUUAACUUACUGUAUUUACACUAGUUAAAGGUAAUAGUGCCUUAUCUGUAUUAAACCUAAAAACUAUGCUAUCCAGUUUGUGAUCACAUCCAGGGAAACACACCGAUGCCUACUGGAUAAAUGCUUGCCUGAGACACAUUUGUACUACACUUAUAUUUAAGGAAUAAACAGUAUUAUAUGGGAGCUUUUCUUCUUUCUAAAUAAAUCUUUGUAUUUUUAUGAUGA
Oreochromis aureus is the source of this 2533-nucleotide messenger RNA. It is a transcript of the gene septin10, whose product is annotated as septin 10. Gene Ontology annotation, biological process: cytoskeleton-dependent cytokinesis. The transcript is spliced from 10 exons. Bases 129 to 1412 code for a protein of 427 amino acids. Gene Ontology annotation, molecular function: GTP binding; molecular adaptor activity; GTPase activity. Lineage: Eukaryota; Metazoa; Chordata; Actinopteri; Cichliformes; Cichlidae. Gene Ontology annotation, cellular component: septin complex; microtubule cytoskeleton; septin ring. The record is from RefSeq and is a predicted model, not a curated record.